This is a messenger RNA of Monodelphis domestica (gray short-tailed opossum), 1900 nucleotides long. RefSeq names its product 4-galactosyl-N-acetylglucosaminide 3-alpha-L-fucosyltransferase FUT6. NCBI's taxonomy places the organism in Eukaryota, Metazoa, Chordata, Mammalia, Didelphimorphia, Didelphidae. Gene Ontology annotation, cellular component: membrane. Gene Ontology annotation, molecular function: alpha-(1->3)-fucosyltransferase activity. The record is from RefSeq and is a predicted model, not a curated record.
GCUACCAGAGAGGGCCAGGAACCCAGGAUGGAGGAAGUGGGGGCAAAAUAAUACCUAGAGCAGCCAAUCAGGAGGAGUGUAGGGAUCAGGGUGGGGCCAGGCCCCACCCACUCUUCCCUGCUUAGGUUUCUGGGUACUAAGAAAUGGCGGCGCUCAAGGAGGAUGUUGGGCGGGUCACAUCCUCUGCUCAGAGUUCCAGCUGCUCCACUAAAGCUCAGGUCAACUCAUUUUUCAAGAAAAAAUACUUUUACUCCCAGCUGUUCCUGUUCCUGCUUUUGCAGCUGUUGUUUACCCUGAGUCUUGUCUCAUAUUGGUACCUGCCUUGUCAGCCUCUGCAGAACUCUUGCUUCUCUGAGCAGUUAUCACCACCCAUAACCCCUAUGAUCACCAUCCUGCUGUGGACAUGGCCUUUCGAUAAAAAGCGUGGGUCCAUUGAAGGAUUCCACUGCCUUGACUCCUCAAUCAGAGAGUUGAACUGCCAAAUCACAUUGAACCGCAGCUGGUAUGACAGGGCCCAUGCAGUCAUCAUCCAUCACCCUGAUGUGAGUAGCAACCCCUUCAGACAGCUGCCUACUGAACCACGUCCAAAUGGCCAGCGCUGGAUUUGGUUCAGCCUUGAGUCACCUAGCCACUUGAAAAACCUGCAUGCUAUGGAUGGCCUCUUCAACCUGACCAUGAGCUACCGCAGUGAUUCAGACAUUUUUACCCCUUAUGGGUGGCUCAAACCACGGGAAGGAGAGAGGAACAAUUCCUUAAUUAGACCCCCCUUUCCCAAGACUAAGCUGGUGGCCUGGGUGGUAAGUAAUUGGAAGAAAGACUCUAUACGAAUGAAAUACUUCGGGAAACUAAAGCCCUAUCUCUCUGUGGACAUCUAUGGCAAACAACACAUACCAUUACCAAGCAAGAGACAGCAGAUCAUCCUCUCCAAGUACAAGUUCUAUUUGGCCUUUGAGAACUCUCUACACCAAGACUACAUCACAGAAAAGCUUUGGAAAAAUGCCUUGAAAGCCUGGGCUAUUCCUGUAGUGUAUGGUCCACCACGGCACAACUAUGAGCGUUUCUUGCCAUCUGAUGCCUUCAUCCAUGUGGAUGACUUCAAGAAGCCCCAAGAACUAGCCACCUACAUAAUGAAGCUGAAUACAGAUGAGAAAGGUUACCUGGCAUACUUCCAAUGGCGGGAGCACCUGGAGGUGGUAAUCAGGACGGGUUGGCACCAGGAGUUCUGUAAGGCAUGCCGAAUCCUCCAGGAGUCACCCACCUACCGGACUCUGCCAAUGCUGUCCACAUGGUUCACCUGAGGGGCAUUUCUCCCUGUCUGUAAUCCUUGGAGCUUCUAGUAGCAGUGAGUGAGCUGGAUGGUCAAAAGGCAUCUCCUCCCUAGGGCUCUUUUCUUCCACUGGAUAUCUUAGUGAUGUCUCCAGCUAGUGAUAUCCUUUUGUGAAAUCCUUCCACUGCUGUUAUUGGGCCACAUUUCCUCCCAGUGACCAUCACAGUCAUGUCUUCUGCUCAGGACCCUCAGUGACAUCUUUCAAUAGUGAGCUUUGGUGAUCUUUCCCUCUCUCACUAAUGACCUGUGGUUAUUUCCAGCACUGGUGACUUUACUGAGAUUCUCCCACCCAUGAUUUUCAGAAGCAUCAAAAGUGAUUUUUGCUGAUGUGCCCCACUAAAAUCUUGUCCUCUGGUAACUCCAAAAGAGUUCCUCCAUUGGAGACUAUCAGUAAUAUCCACCAUGGGUCAGUCCUCUGCUGGUAACUUUUAAUGACAUCCCUCACAAUAAUCUUCACUGACAUCUCCUCCUUUCAUAUCCUGAUGCUCUCCGUGAUAUUUGGUGGGCAGAGAUUUUUAUUUUGUUUUCCUGGUACUUAGCAAGAGCUUAAUAAAUGUUUAUUGGGUGACAGUA